Cladocopium goreaui is the source of this 853-nucleotide messenger RNA. The record is from the annotation of a GenBank genome assembly. NCBI's taxonomy places the organism in Eukaryota, Dinophyceae, Suessiales, Symbiodiniaceae.
UCUGGGGCAUCCAGUCGUCGACCAUCGCGCCAUGGCUUGGUCUCGUGGGCGAUGCCGGGCGAAGUGCUGAAAUGUUGCGCAGAGGAUCUCUUUCCCUCGCCCAUUGGGCGAGCCGACCCCGACCGAAGCUUUUGGCAUUGAGCCGAUCUCUGGUGAAUGCAGAGACUCCUAGUUCAGAGGAGCCGCAGCCGCAGCCACCAAGUGAUGCCCUGGUGACAAGAGGGGUGCGCGUCUACAGGCGGAAACGAGCUGAGCAUUGGAGAACUUUCCAAUGGGGCAUCGGUAGCAGGUUCCGCAUGCAGGGCAAGAAUCGUUUCAUGCCGGUGCACAAGCCGCACCCCAUGAAUUCUGUGGUUCGAGACAACUACUAUGACAGCGACAAUCCGCGCAUCGUAUGGAACGAGCUUCGCGAGGGCUGGGAGGUGUUUUGGUACGAAAAUCAGAAACUCACAGCAAAACCAUUCCCUGUGAAGAAGUACGGCCUUGAACGCGCCAAAGUUGAAGCGUUUCAAUUCUACAGUGAGUUGGAGGCUGCAAAGAAGACGGGCCCGCAGAAACGGAUUGAGCCACCACAGGAAGGCGUCUUCUAUGAUCGGCGAAUGCAGGGCUGGGUGAGCCUCUUUUGGAGAGACGGUCGCCCGCAGUCGCGGUGCUUCUCUGCGACGAAGUAUGGCUUUGAGGGUUCGAAGAUGUUGGCCAUGGCCAAGCAGAGCGAUCCCGUGAAUGGUGUGUUGCCAGUGCAAGGUGGAGCAGGAACUCCCAUCAUCCUGAAGGAGAAGGGGAAGACUUCCUACGAGAACAAGUACAAAGGUGGACCCACUGGCCUGAAGUACAAAUAGAGUGAAGAUGCAAA